UGAGUUCAUACUUACAUAAAACCACUGACCCAGUGAAGCACACCAUCCCAGAGAGACUGAUAACACGUAAAUAUGUCCUCCGACAAGGAGUACGAAUUUCGUGAAGAAAACACAGACAAAUACCAAGACAGCGAAAAGGGCAAAUUUGUUGAAACAACGCUGUCUACAUCCCUGACUAACGUCAACAAUAACGUCAUCCAUGACAUCAACAAUGACGUCAUCAAUGACGUCAACGACGACGAAGACUAUAGAGAAUAUUAUCUAGAAUGCGGAGGAGUGAUACGUCGGAGCAGGGUGUCCCUAUGGGCUGGGAUAGUAAGGAACAAAACGCUGCUGAAAGCUAUACUAUAUGCGGUAUUAUUGACGGCAUACCUCGUCUAUUUCGGCUUCAGCAUGUACCAUUCCUUCGGCGACGAAGGAUCAGUGAGGUUGCUGUUAGCAUCAAUAUUCGUUCUUCUCGUCAUCGUUAAGGUGAACUUCUGGACACGGAUACGUGAGUGUCUCAAUGUGGUCCCCUCGAAACAACGCAAGGGCCUUCAGGCGUACCCUCGCUUGGCACGAGGAAUAAGAUGGUCACUGUAUGUUGCCAUGGUGAUAUUUGUAGUCACCUACUUGGGGAUAAAUGCCGCCAAUUCCGGUUCACACAACCUAAUUCCCCUCGGCGGUCUCACCUUCUUCAUCAUUGUCGGCUUCUUGAUGUCCAAACAUCCAGAUAGAGUAAACUGGCAUGCUGUAUUCUGGGGUAUUGGAACGCAGUUCCUCUGUGCUCUCUUGAUCCUAAGAACCACCGCAGGCUACAACCUAUUCUUUUGGCUUGGAGAAAGAGUUGAAGAAUUUCUGAAACAUACGGACAAGGGGUCUGUGUUUGUGUUUGGUCAAUCCUACAGAGACCAUAAGUUUGUGUUUGCCGUUAUGCCGCUGGUGAUCACAAUGAGCGCCACAGUGAAUGUGUUGUACCACUACGGGAUUCUCCAGGCGUUUGUAGCCAACUUUGGAUGGUUCCUGACCUUCUGUCUUGGCACAAGUCCUAUAGCAUCCGUGAACGCUGCACUUAACAUGUUCCUUGGUCCCGCAGAGGCUCCCAUAUCUGUGAAGCCGUACCUCAACCUCGUUACACCGUCCGAGAUGCACGCCAUCAUGGCGGCGGGGUUUGCUAGUAUAUCUGGAAGUGUGUUUGGGAUGCUUACAAGCUUUGGGGCUCCGGCAAAUCACCUUCUUGCUGCCUCCAUCAUGUCUGCUCCUGCUGCUCUGGCCAUAGCCAAACUCAUGGUACCUGAGACGCGCUGGACCAAGAUUAAGCCCAAGGAUGCCUACACUAUCAAGACAAGCAAGUUCCGGAACGUGCUGGAGGCUUUAUCAGUGGGAGCAGUUGAUGGCAUCAAGCUUGUCGCCACCAUCGUGGUCAACCAGAUCGUCUUCAUCGCCGUCAUACAGUUCAUUGACACGGCCUUGAUGUGGCUCGGAGAUAGGGCCGGUUUCCAUGGCGUCUCAUUUACGCUGAUUUGUUCCUACCUCUUCUACCCACUCACCUACCUCAUGGGGUUCUCGAGUUCGGAUCUCUUCAAGAUGGGCGAACUGCUGGGAAUCAAGAUAUUCGCAAAUUCAUUUGUGGGAUUUCGUGAGUUUGGUAAACUGGUGCUGAACCGUGUCGAUCUGGAGGAAUACGUGACAGCAACAAACGGAAGCUGGCAUUGGGAGGGAGGCAACGUCAUCCUGGAUUCGACCAACAGAACCCUGAUUGGAGGAAUACUCACAAGGCGGUCUGAGGUUAUAGGCACGUAUGCCAUGUGUGGUCUGAACCAUCUGGGUGCUGUGGGCGUCACUAUGGGCGUCCUCACUGCCCUGGCACCCAGCAGGAAGGAUGUCAUCAGCAAGUAUGUCGUCAGAGCUAACAUCACUGGACAGAUAGCCUGCUUCAUGACGGCGUGCAUUGCAGGAAUGCUGUACAGUCCCGAUAAAGAAUAACUUGUAAAUCAUGUGACGGACACAUGUUAACCAGGACGUCUCACCCUUCACUGUAAAUAUGCCAGAUUCAAAGAGUGUACAACCGGAUAAUGGAUUAGUUCUUCUUGUAUACAUCAUCUGUACAACCAUAUACAACAUAUGUACUACUGUAUACAACAUAUGUAAGACUGUAUAAUAAUAAAUUCUAUUGUAUGGAACAUGUGAGCAACCGUAUACAAGAGAUGUGCUACCUGAUACAGCAAAUGUAAUACUAUGUACAACAUAUGUACUACUACAUACAACAUAUAUACUAUUGUAUACAACAUAUGUACUACCGUAUAGAACAUAAAUACUACUUCAACAAACAAACAAUACUAGCUUGAAUAUGGCUGAGUGCGGUGUUAAACAAACAUACAAACAAACAUACAAACAUACAAACAUACAACCGUAUAUAUAUACACACCUGCUGAAGAUGUCCAUUAUUUAAUAAAAAUACAUAUUACACCUUGUAACAAAGACUGGCACCUUCUGACGGAACUAUUCAUCUGGGGGUUUAACUGGGGGUGUCGUUAGCAAUGUGUACACUACGUCUACAUUGCUCCCAGUCGGAUAAUCUACUCCCGGGGGCGGUCGGGUAGCCUAGUGGUUAAAGCCUUCCCUCGUCACGCCGAAGACCCGGGUUCGAUUGACGACAUGGGUACAAUGUGUGAAGUCCAUUUCUGGUGUCCCCCGCUGUGAUAUUGCUGGAAUAUUGCUAAAAGCGGCGUAAAAUCAUAUUCACUCACUUUCUACUCCCGGUAGAUCCGCCUAAUUGUCACGAAACACCAAUAAUACAUGGACACAAUUUGCGUACAUUUCAUAACCCUCCGAUAAAACCAUUAUACUUGAUUUGGGCAUAGAUUGUUUAUGUUUGCAGAUGCCUUUGAUUUAGCGCUGGUACAAUGGGGGUGUUUCCGUAUACGGGUUUUUAUCCUUUAUGCCUUGUAGGUAAUACAAGAAUCAUGGCAAUAUUAGGCUUCAAAGGAUCAAUAAUAAACAGAACGGUGUGCCUCAGCGUCAAUUAAUUGAUCGCCACUGUCCUGAACAAAUGAGAAUAGCCUCUCCUGAACCAAGUGGACGGUCGUUGGACAUGACGUCCUCAGGAAUGUCCAUCGGUGAAGUCUUGUGUCGUGAAUAUCAGGUGUAACUUUAUUGGUGUGUACGCAACGGUCAUUAUGAAAGUACCAUCCACCCGCUGACUCGUGUUAAAUAAAAACACCCAGUUCAACGUCAUCUCUUGGCAUCUUUCUACCUCCAGUGUCAC
Haliotis rufescens (red abalone) is the source of this 3247-nucleotide messenger RNA. RefSeq names its product solute carrier family 28 member 3-like. Gene Ontology annotation, biological process: nucleoside transmembrane transport. Gene Ontology annotation, cellular component: membrane. The coding region runs from base 73 to 1965 and encodes 630 amino acids. Gene Ontology annotation, molecular function: nucleoside:sodium symporter activity. Lineage: Eukaryota; Metazoa; Mollusca; Gastropoda; Lepetellida; Haliotidae. The record is from RefSeq and is a predicted model, not a curated record. The transcript has 11 exons.